UUAGAAAACUCGUGCAUAAACCGUACAUUUUCCAAAAAUUAUUUUCAUUUUCUUCACCGUUGAGAAAAUCACAGAAUAUGAAUUUUCUGAUCAGUCACUUUUUAGGCGGCAAAUUUAAAAAGUCUCAGGUAAUUUGAUUAAACGUGUCGAUUGAUGAUGAAAAGUUUUUCGUGCAAUAAAGUUACAAGUACAAAUUAAUACAAAUAUAUCAAAGUUUCUAACAAAAACCUCAAGAAAGUUCUUCAAAUAUUUUUCUGGUCAAAUAAAGUGAUAAAAAAGGCCCUAAACCCGGGCUGGAGGUCGCCUGCCAUUUUUAUUCAUUUUAUGGGGUGAUAUUUGAAACAGCAUCGGCGAUGAGAGAACAAGCUGAGAAGGAAAUAAUUCCAAACAAUAAUUGUUCUUUAUUGCAUUCGACCCUAACAGAGGCAAUCAUCGAAUUGCUAGAUGAGGAAACUCUGGAAAUUUUAGAAAAAAAACUUAUGCAUACAAUCAACAUCAGAUACGGCGAUGCUAUUGAACGAGACUUGAGAAAUGACGAGAAAUUUCGUCAUUUAUUUGAAGAUUUUCCCUCGGCUCCUUUUAACGAUUCGAAAAAAUCAUCAGCAGACUCAAAAAAUAUUAUAGUACCUUCGACAAUUCCUCCCCAAUGUGCUUCACCAUCCGAUACAGUAAAACAACCUGUGAAAAAGAUGCAAACUAAUGCGAAACAUUCCGUAAAACCAUCAAAACCAAGAAAUAAAAUCAAUGGGUACUCCAAUUUCAAAAAGUUACAACCAAAAGUGGAUAAACAGAAAGUUAUUGUUCAAUAUUCCAAUAAUGGAGUUUUUGUAGCACCUGUCGUGCUAAACGAGAAUAAUUUUUUCCCAUCUAUACGUGAAAAUAGACAGACAAACUCGAUGAAAGAUAAAAACGAUUUCUUUCAUUCCAACCAAACGAAAAAAAAAGUGACCAAUAUUAAGCCAAUCAAAGUAUUAAAUCAAGAGAGUAUUAUUGAUAACGGGAAAAUGGCAAAUGUGAUAAAUAAGGUUCCACUAAGAAAGAUACGGACAAUCACACGUAAACCGUUGGCCAAUAGAUCUGAUUAUGAGAUUUCAGAAGAUAGCGCCAUCCCAGCCAGUAGAAGUUCAAUCCUUCCGGAAGUUGAAUUGAUCCAUAAAUCGCAAGAAUUUACAUCGAGUAGUAAAAAAUCUCCAGAGCUAGUGAACAAGGCGAAAUCAGAAGAAAUUGUUGAAAGUAAAGCCAGCCAAGGCAAAGAAAAUUUAGUUUUACUACCGAUGAUCAAUCCUAAUGUGACAAUUUCCAUAAUAAACAAACCUCCCCUCAAAGCGUCAAACAAUAAAAGAAAGAUUGAAUCGGCUGAUAAUCAAACUAAAAAUAUUACUCACGAGACAAGUGAUAAAGUCACGCUUAACGUUUUAGGGACCGAAGCCAAGAAUAUUUCGACAGAAAACAACGACAAAGUGAGUUGGAUCAAAGAUGCAUCAACAAAAAACAUCACCACUUACCUCAGAAAGAACAGCAGGGCAAAAAAAAGUGUCAUCGAAGAAGACAUCAUCAACAGGCUCAGUAGAAUGCUGUUGAAUGGAAUUGAAGUUAAAAAUGCAAAAACAACUUCAAGUUCAACCUAUGGAGAAGAAAAAAAAGUUGAUAGCUUACAGAAAAAAAACACAGAAAUAAACACAAAAUCUGAAAGUGUAUCAGUUGAAAAGGAUCCACAAAUAAUGAGCAAGAGGGAAACAGUUUCAAAAGACGAUGAGAAACAGAAAAGAAAUGCCAUAAAUAUUGAAAAAGAUUUUCCAAUCUCGAUUAGUUUGAACAAAAUAAUCGAUGAAAUGGGCGAAGAAAAACAUUCAUCCUUGAAUUUGAUGGACGUUAUGGACGAUGGUAAAAGGGAAGCUCAAAAAACAACCGAUACUCAGGACAUAAAUGGAAAAAAGAAUGACGAAAACAGAGAAAGUAAUGCUUCUGAUGAUUUAAUCGGAAGUAAAGAAGAGAAAUCUAUAUCAGACAUGAAAAUUAAUGGCUCAAAUGGCGAAGAAAAUAAUAUUAAAAAAACAGUAACUAUCGAUAAAAACGAUAAAUUAUCAAUUGAAGAGGACCUGAAGACAGUUGUUGAAAAAAGAGAAACAGAUGAAGACAUAUCGCAAACUGAAAAAAAGAAAGAAAAAAUAACACAUAAAUUAGCCAAGCACAAAAAUGAUAUCGAAUACGUGACCAUACCAAGUGUGAAUAAGGAAAACAAAAUUGAAAUAAUCAACAUCAAUACUGAACCAACAGAAGAGACCGCAAAUUCUGAAAAAUUCAUUUCUGUCAAUUAUGAAUCCUCAGUUACCACAAACGAUGCUGAAUCAAUUCAAUCGAAUGAUGGUUCAACGAAAGACCACAGUCAAACUUUCUUGGUGAAGAUCAUCUACAAAAAAGACGACCCAAACAUCGAAGACUUCGAUGCCGGAUAUCCCAAACAAACCAUGGACGAAGAACAAAACUUCGACGUCGAGAUCACAAAAGUACCAAAGGAACAAGAAAAGGAGUCGGACGAGAUAAAAGCGAGAAAAAGAACGUGGGAAGAAACAAAAGACAAAGACUCGACAACGAAGAGGUACAACUUAAGGUCUCUGUCUUCGACUGAAAAAGUACAGAAAAAAAGGAUGCGUAGACUGUUCGGUCCCACCGAAAUUGUGACCAGAUCUCGUGUCAGUCUUUAA
This is a messenger RNA of Coccinella septempunctata (seven-spotted ladybird), 2705 nucleotides long. RefSeq lists its product as uncharacterized. NCBI's taxonomy places the organism in Eukaryota, Metazoa, Arthropoda, Insecta, Coleoptera, Coccinellidae. The transcript is spliced from 3 exons. The record is from RefSeq and is a predicted model, not a curated record. The coding region runs from base 354 to 2705 and encodes 783 amino acids.